Messenger RNA from Eutrema salsugineum, 4130 nucleotides. RefSeq lists its product as uncharacterized. Gene Ontology annotation, biological process: protein phosphorylation. The coding region runs from base 37 to 4002 and encodes 1321 amino acids. Gene Ontology annotation, molecular function: ATP binding; protein kinase activity. The record is from RefSeq and is a predicted model, not a curated record. The transcript has 13 exons. NCBI's taxonomy places the organism in Eukaryota, Viridiplantae, Streptophyta, Magnoliopsida, Brassicales, Brassicaceae.
AAACCCUAAUCUCCAUUUCUUAACAAUUACAGUAUCAUGAAAAACUCUGCUAUGAUUUUCCUUUCUUUUCCACUUCUCCUUCUUCAAACUUUCAACGGAGUUAAAGCCGGCUUCCUCUGCGUCGGAAGCACCUUCCCCGCUAACAGUAGCUACCGCGAAAACCGUGACUCUCUCUUCUCCUCUCUUGCUUCUAAAGUCAUCACAAACGGUGGAUUCUACAACGCUUCACUCGAUAGAGUUCACGCUCUUGCACUCUGUAGAAGAGACUACGAGCGGCAAGCUUGUAUCAACUGUGUCGAAAAAGCCAUUCGACAGAUUAAAAAUAGUUGUCCUGAUCGCGUUGAAUCGUUCGAUUGGGACAGUGACGAUGCAGAGCAAGUUUCUUGUCUUGUACGUACCGCAAAUCAUUCAACUUUUCGAAAACUCGAACUUGGACCAGCUACGAAUGACCCGAGUCCCGUUAGUAUCGACUCAUCCUUCAACAACAUGACCCUUUUCCGCCAAGAAUGGGAAGCAAUGGUUAACCGAACCCUUGAGGCUGCAACCGUUGACACUUCCACAUCGGUUCUCAAGUAUUAUGGAGUUGUAAAAGCAGAGUUUGUGGAGUUUCCAAAUGUUUAUAUGAUGAUGCAAUGCACACCGGACAUAACUUCAGGCGAGUGCAGGACAUGUUUGGAAGAAUGCGUCAAGUAUUUUAGAGAUAUGUCUUGGGGAAAACAAGGAGGCAGCGUUUGUCGACCGAGCUGUGUUUUCCGAUGGGAUAUGUAUGCUUUUUCCGGGGCUUUCGCCAAUAUAACAAGAGUUCCGGCGCCUCCUCGAGCUUUGAUUCCUCAAGCACAAGCAAUCUCUGUGACUAGCUUUAUAGGAAGAAUUAUCGCGAUAGUUGUGGUUCCUACCGUCAUUAAUCUUUUCGUGCUUAUUGGUUUGAUCAGAGCUUAUGGUCAGAUGAGAAAAUCGAAAAACGAAAUCAUCAGUGAAUGUGAAGAGGAGCACUGUAUUUCUGAUGGUCAAGUUAUGCUACGGUUUGAUCUUGGAAUGAUUCUAACUGCAACCAAUAACUUCUCUCUUGAAAACAAGCUUGGACAAGGUGGAUUUGGAUCUGUCUACAAGGGAUUAUUACCGAGCGGGCAAGAAAUAGCCGUAAAGAGAUUAACAAGAGGUUCAGGACAAGGAGAUAUGGAGUUUAGGAAUGAGGUCUUACUCUUGACAAGACUCCAACACAGGAAUCUGGUUAAGCUUCUUGGGUUUUGUAAUGAAGGAGAUGAAGAGAUUCUUGUCUAUGAGCAUGUCCCUAAUUCAAGUCUUGAUCACUUCAUAUUCGAUGAUGAGAAGCGUUUGCUACUAACGUGGAAUGUGAGGUACAGAAUUAUUGAAGGCGUAGCGCGAGGUCUUCUUUAUCUACACGAAGAUUCUCAGCUGAGGAUUAUUCACCGAGACUUGAAGGCCAGCAAUAUUCUUUUAGAUGCUGGGAUGAACCCUAAAGUUUCAGACUUUGGCAUGGCGAGGUUAUUUAGCAUAGAUCAGUCUCGAGGAGUGACAAGGAGACGCGUUGGAACCCUUGGCUAUAUGGCUCCUGAAUACGUUAGGAAUGGAAGAUUUUCAGUGAAAACAGACGUUUACAGUUUCGGGGUUGUGCUUUUGGAGAUGAUAGCCGGUCAAAGUAAUCAGAACUACUUCGAAGCCUUGGGGCUCCCUGCACAUGCAUGGAAGUGUUGGGUUGCGGGAGAGGCGGCGAGUAUCAUCGAUCCUGUCUUGAGUAGGAACUCGACAAACGAGAUCAUGAGAUUCAUCCACAUUGGUUUGUUGUGUGUUCAAGAGAAUGUUGCAAAGAGACCGACCAUGAGUUUGGUUAUUCAAUGGCUUGGUAGUGACACUAUCUCGAUUCCUUUACCUACAGCUGCUGGUUUCACCACCACACAUCUUCCCGUAGAAUUGCAUAGAACCGAUGCAACGAAUCAAGCCAAAGGCGAAGCUGGUGCUCUUUCAUUGAACGAGUUAUCUAUCACCGAGUUAAGUCCUCGUAUGGGAAAUAGAUGGGUUAUGACUACUUCCCUCUCGCUUCUCCUUCUCUUCCUUCAAAGCCUAAAAUAUGUUCACGCCGGUUUCAUCUGCUAUGGCGAAUUUUCCACCGUUAAGUACGGCGUCAAUCGAAACACUCUCUUCUCUUCUCUUCCUUCUAACGUCGUCACUAACGGCGGUUUCUACAACGCUUCACUCGGCAGAGAUUCCGGAAACAACAGAGUCCAUGUUGUCGCUUUAUGCAGACGAGGCUACGAGAACCAAGCUUGUAAGACAUGUCUCGAGCACGCCAUUGAAGACACCAAAGCCAAGUGUCCUCACCAAAAGGAGUCGUUCUCGUGGGUCACUCAUGAACCCGACGACGUUUCUUGCAAUCUACGUUACACCAAUCACUCGACUUUCGGCAAGCUAGAGCUCUCACCAUUUACUAUCAACCCGAAUCCAGAUUCAUUUAAAGUCAAGAACAUGACCCUUUUAAGCCAAGAAUGGACUGCAAUGGCUAACCGGACACUCGAGGCUGCUUCUACCGCUGAGACUUCAUCAGUCCUCAAAUACUAUAACGCCACAAGAACAAAGUUCACAGAGAUUUCAGAUGUUUACGCGCUUAUGCAAUGCACGCCUGAUCUAUCGCCAAGUGACUGCAAGAGAUGUCUUAGAGAGUGUGUGAUUGAGUUUCAAAGGAAGUAUUGGGGAAGACAAGGAGGUGGAGUUGGUCGGCCUAGCUGUUAUUUCCGGUGGGAUCUUUAUCCUUUUUAUAAAGCUUUUGAUAAUGUUACAAGAGUUCUUGCUUUUCCUCCUACUCAAGCUUCCUCGGCUACUCUGCACUGCGAGACAGACGAUAAAGGUCUUAAAGGAAGAAACAUUGCAGUCAUUGUGGUCCCUGCAAUCGUUAAUUUCUUCAUAUUUGUUUGUUUAAUCUGUUCUUGGAAGAGAAAGUCGCCACACACCGGAAUCAAAGAGUCUUCUACUUCAAAUGAUGGUCAAUCUAUGUUACGGUUUGAUCUUGGAAUGAUUCUUACUGCAACCCAUGACUUCUCUCCUGAAAAGAAGCUUGGCCAAGGUGGAUUUGGAUCUGUCUAUAAGGGAUUAUUACCGAGCGGGCAAGAAAUAGCGGUAAAGAGAUUAACAAGAGGUUCAGGGCAAGGAGAUAUGGAGUUCAAGAAUGAGGUCUUACUCUUGACAAGACUCCAACAUAGGAAUCUGGUUAAGCUUCUUGGGUUCUGUAAUGAAGGAGAUGAAGAGAUUCUUGUCUAUGAAUUUGUCCCCAAUCUAAGCCUUGACCACUUCAUAUUUGAUGAAGAUAAACGCUGGCUUCUUACAUGGGAUGUGAGGUACAGAAUCAUACAAGGAGUAGCAAGAGGGCUUCUUUAUCUACAUGAAGACUCACAGUUGAGGAUUAUUCACCGGGAUUUGAAGGCAAGCAAUAUUCUUUUAGAUGCGGAGAUGAACCCUAAAGUUGCAGAUUUUGGGAUGGCGAGGCUAUUCAACAUGGACCAGACUCGUGGACAGACAAGCAGAGUAGUUGGAACCUAUGGAUAUAUGGCUCCAGAAUACGCGACAUACGGACAGUUCUCAGCCAAAUCUGAUGUUUAUAGCUUUGGUGUUAUGCUUCUGGAGAUGAUUUGUGGCAAAAGAAACAAAGACUUGAAACAAGAAGAAGAAGAAGGGGAAGAGGAAGGGCUUCCAGCUUUUGUGUGGAAGAAGUGGAUUGAAGGAAAAUCAGCAGAGAUCAUUGAUCCUUUGGCUGCGCUGAGUAACAACAUCUCAAUAAACCAAGUAAUGAAGCUUAUUCACAUAGGUUUAUUGUGUGUUCAAGAGGAUUUUUCCAAAAGGCCUACCAUUAAUUCAAUCCUCGUAUGGCUUGAAAGUCACGCUGCUACCACCAUGCCUUUUCCCACAAAUGUUGCUUUUCUUACAGAGCCAUCAUCACCAUCACCAUCACAAUCACCAUCACCAUCGCCAUCACCAUUACUGCACCACUGAAUCAAGCAUGUUUGUAUACUUCUUUGGCCCUCUUUGUACAAUUAAUGAGAUGCCGUGUAGUGCAAACAAACGUCAUGUUUUUUUUUUUAAGCUUGUAAUAAGGGAGGCUCGUAUUAUCAGUUUUUUAA